AUGUUUGAAAUGGGAGUCAAACUUGAUAUGAAUAAAGUGUACGACCGCGAGGAGUGGGAUUUCUUGGAGGCUGUGAUGAUUAGAAUGGGGUUCACUGAAAGAUGGGUGGAGUUGAUUACAGUGACGGACCUAUUAAGGCGCAAGGACAAAGGCAUUGACUUAAGGCCUCAGAGCAUAAUUGUACAGACUUGUAAAGCGUCUGGACAACAAAUUAGUCUGGCCAAAUCAAUUAUCUUCUUCAGCCCCAAUACUCCAUCAAAUUUAGGCAAGCGUCUCUGCCAUAUUCUUGGGAUAUCACACGUUGAUGAUCCUGAGAGGUAUCUUGGUCUCCCUACUAUUUGGGGCCGCUCAAAGCGUGAGGCACUGCUAUACAUUAAGGAGAGGAUUAUGUCUAAAAUCCAAGGUCUCUCAAAACAGUCUGGUGGUAUGGGCUUCUGUGACCUUCAUGAAUUUAAUUUGGUGUUGAUAACUAAGCAAUGUUGGAGACUCAUCACCGAACCUGACUCUCUUUGGGCAAAAUCUUUGAAGGGUUUUGAGGGUGGAAGGCUGCAACCUGUGGCUAAUGGUAUGGUGGAUUUAGAGCAAAGAGUCAAUUCCAUUAUUAAUUUUGAUACCCGUAAUUGGAACCUCAAUCUAAUUCGACACCUGAUUGAUGAUAGAGCUGUUGAAGCCAUUUCCAAGAUUAAAUUUGCAAGCCCAAGGAAUAAAGAUAGACUGGUGUGGCCUUUCAAAAAAAAUGGAUUCUACUUUGUAAAAUCUUGGUAUCAUUGGCUGCAUAGCUCCUCAAUUACUCGGCAACAAAAUAGACCCUUCUCUUCUCGCGAUGUUGAUGUGGUUUGGUAG
Molecule: messenger RNA, 843 nt
Organism: Prunus armeniaca (apricot)
Lineage: Eukaryota; Viridiplantae; Streptophyta; Magnoliopsida; Rosales; Rosaceae
Source: the annotation of a GenBank genome assembly